Messenger RNA from Cornus florida, 1854 nucleotides. RefSeq names its product endoglucanase 1-like. NCBI's taxonomy places the organism in Eukaryota, Viridiplantae, Streptophyta, Magnoliopsida, Cornales, Cornaceae. The record is from RefSeq and is a predicted model, not a curated record. Gene Ontology annotation, molecular function: hydrolase activity, hydrolyzing O-glycosyl compounds. The transcript is spliced from 5 exons. Gene Ontology annotation, biological process: carbohydrate metabolic process. Bases 115 to 1692 code for a protein of 525 amino acids.
UAUUAUUAUUAUAGUACUAGUGCAUGGUAGCAGUACUGUUAAUACACUUUCGCAUCAUUACAUAGUAUUUGCUACACAACUACUACUAGUACUACUAGCACCAUUGCGGGUAUAAUGGGUUUUACUAGUACAAAAUGUUCAUUGUUCACAAUAUGGUCGAUUUUCUCCCUUGCCUUCGUGCAUUGCUCUGCGUUUACUUCCAAAGAUUACUCUGAUGCUCUUUCCAAAUCAAUCCUCUUCUUUGAGGGUCAGAGGUCUGGCAAGCUACCCUCUAACCAACGCCUCACUUGGAGGGCUGACUCUGGCUUGUCCGAUGGUUCCUCUGCUCAUGUUGACCUUACUGGUGGAUACUAUGAUGCUGGCGAUAAUGUGAAGUUUGGGCUGCCAAUGGCAUUUACAACUACCUUAUUAGCAUGGAGUAUUAUCGAGUUUGGUAGCUCCAUGCAAGACCAGAUCGGCAAUGCCAGAGCUGCCCUACGCUGGAGUACAGAUUAUCUUUUAAAAGCAGCCACAGCAACCCCUGGCACCUUAUAUGUCCAAGUGGGAGAUCCAAACAUGGAUCACAAGUGCUGGGAAAGGCCCGAAGACAUGGACACACCACGGAAUGUAUACAAAGUGUCCACUCAAAACCCAGGAUCGGAUGUUGCAGCUGAAACAGCAGCUGCAUUGGCUGCAGCUUCAAUCGUCUUCAAAGACUCCGACCAUGCUUAUUCCACUAAAUUACUUCAAACUGCAAUGGAAGUAUUCGAUUUUGCAGACAAGUACAGAGGAGCUUACAGUGACUCUCUCAAUUCGGUGGUCUGUCCAUUUUAUUGCUCUUACUCAAGUUACCAUGUAAGAUCAACAAACAUAUAUAUAUAUUGCUUCUUGCUUAUUAUAUAUUUGAUCUCAAUCAUAGUUUUUUUUUUUUUUUUGAAUCAGGAUGAGCUUCUGUGGGGUGCAUCUUGGAUUCACAGAGCUUCACAGAAUCCCUCCUACAUGGCUUACAUUCAGACCAACGGUCACACAAUGGGUGCAGAUGAAGAUGACUAUUCAUUCAGUUGGGACGAUAAGCGACCUGGAACGAAGGUUCUUCUUUCCAAGGACUUCUUAGAGCAUAACACCCAAGAAUUUCAAUUGUAUAAAGCACACUCUGACAACUACAUAUGCUCGCUGAUUCCAGGAUCACCCAAAUUCCAGGCCCAAUAUACUCCAGGGGGACUACUCUACAAAGGAAGUGAGAGCAAUCUACAAUAUGUUACUACUUCAGCUUUCCUCCUCUUGACAUACUCCAAGUAUCUAAGCUCAAAUGGUGGAGUUGUCUCGUGUGGGACUUCGACUUUCGCGGCAGACAAGCUCAUUUCACUGGCAAAGAAGCAAGUUGAUUACAUAUUAGGUGAUAAUCCGGCAAAGAUGUCGUAUAUGGUGGGGUUCGGACAGAGGUAUCCGUUGCAUGUCCACCACAGGGGAUCCUCUGUACCAUCUGUACAUGCACAUCCUGAUCCCAUUUCAUGCAACAAUGGAUUUCAGUACCUGUACUCUGGCUCACCCAAUCCAAAUAUCCUUGUUGGAGCCAUCUUGGGAGGUCCUGAUAGUAAAGACAAUUUCUCUGAUGAUAGAAACAAUUACCAGCAAUCUGAACCGGCUACUUAUAUCAAUGCACCGUUUGUUGGGGCUGUUGCUUUCUUCUCUUCCAAAUCCACAGUCGCCUAGCUGAGCCAUCUUCAUUUCCCUUUCCUUUUACAGUUCAGUUUGUAUCAUCACAAUGAUGUUGAAUACAAGAGGAAGUGAAUUAGGAAAUAGACAAGCUUUUCAUUCCUCCUCUGUAGUACUGUAAGAUGAUUGAAAUGAAUAUUAAAAAGUAAUUUCUUAUCA